AAUCAAAUCCAACAUUUCCAUCACCCAUCAAAAACCCAAUUAAUCAAAAAUUGAGAUACACCACUUACAACUAUCAUCAUGACUUCUUCAUCACUUCACCUUCUGCCUCUUACCUAUUCCGAUCAUGCACCCCAAAAGCCUCGUAGUGUGUUACCCAUCUUUGGUUUCAUCAACAUGACAAUCAGCAGCGUGGUCACAAUCUACCGCGCGCACAACAACAACGACACUCCCACCGUAGUGUUCGUGGGUUUUGUCUACUUUGGUUCCUUCUUGUUGGAUUAUUGCUUUCGCUUGUACCACUCCCUACCUAAAUCUUCAUCAUCCAAUUCCCAUAAUAUUAAACGCAACGUUAAAAUCAUCAUUUGGGUCUUGAUUAGCACCAUCAUGUUGGGAUUUGCGUGCGAGUUUUCGACCUUUAUGAGCUUCCUCGAGUCUUCAUUCUUCUUUGGGCUUGUGAUUAGUGGCAACAUCUUUCUUUUCUAUGUGUACUUCAUUUGGGAGGGUGACAAGAGUGCUACUACUAGUGCUUGCUCCAAUAAUGAUACUUGCUGCUAUAAUGAUUAUGAUUAUAAACCAAUAUUAACAGAGGCUAAGGUUGAUGUAUAAUGUGUAAUGAUUGACUGAUUGAGGGUUUUUUUUGUUUGAAUUCAUUUACGUGUAUUUGUUUAUAAUGAAAAGAUGUGUUUUCAACUUGCUA
Glycine soja is the source of this 697-nucleotide messenger RNA. RefSeq lists its product as uncharacterized. The coding region runs from base 79 to 606 and encodes 175 amino acids. The record is from RefSeq and is a predicted model, not a curated record. The transcript has a single exon. NCBI's taxonomy places the organism in Eukaryota, Viridiplantae, Streptophyta, Magnoliopsida, Fabales, Fabaceae.